Molecule: messenger RNA, 1006 nt
Organism: Oppia nitens
Lineage: Eukaryota; Metazoa; Arthropoda; Arachnida; Sarcoptiformes; Oppiidae
Exons: 4
Coding region: 51-911 (286 amino acids)
Source: RefSeq, a predicted model, not a curated record
AUUGAAAAUAAAACAAAAACCAUUGAAUACAACUGUGACUUACUCUAACUAUGACAUACCUGUGCUAUCAAUUAGCUUUAUUGGUGACAAUUGUUACGAUUGGUUCGACGCUCUGUAAGUCGUCGCGAUUCUGUGACAGCGAUAAACCUGCCGUCACCUCUAUAUUCAGUCAUCACAAAACUAUUUACCUGAUCCGCGACAACUCUGAGUUUUGGUUGUACAAAGAGGACAAUCAGGCCGGUCCUCAACAGCUCAACACACCACCACUUCUGCUGUCCAUUACGUUUCCCGUAAAUGAGCUGAAUAUGGGSACAAUUGCAACGGCAUUUACAGUCGACUCCGUUCCAGARGCUUGCGAUGAGUCCAAGUUGCAGACGCACCGGGAGUGGUGUAUAUUCAAUGCCUAUAUGCUGAACACGACAUUCAUUUUCUAUCAGCGCAAUGAUAACAAAGACCGACAGGUCUACUCAAUGAUCAGACCUAAAUCAAAGUCGUCGACGUUUUUUUUGUUCAACAGUACGAUCGGCGGUUACGGCUAUGAGCUCCGGGCAAAUCGGUCGACCGACCGGAGCUCGUUUCCCGGGGUUAGUCCCGAAUAUAUAUCAAAUGAUAGAGUCAACAAAUUUGUGGGCACAGUGUAUGACAGUAGGAACCGGGCAGUCAUUAUGAUUGGUAUCAACAAUGCCAACCAAUACGUGGCCUACAAAAAGCUUUUGGACACCGAAUGGGAUGAAAAGAUUACCAAAACAGACUUAGGUUCAGUCGAUAACAGUAAUCCCAUUAUCAGUGCAUUCAAAUAUAACGACGCCUACCAUGUCAUGUACGGGGAUCACAAGGUUUACCAAUUAAAUGAUGAUUUGACUCUCAAAAAGGAAAAGUUUUCAUCAGUUCAUACUAUGUUUUGUAAAUAACUUUAAUAAUUAUUAUCCAUGUCUUUCAUCUGUCUAUUUAAUUAACUUAGAAUAUUAUUAUCUGAUAUUGUGUUUUAUUAUUGUAUUUAUUAUUA